AUGGAGUGUAAAAGGAAGGGGCGAGCUGGAGUUAGGUUGUACUAUAUGCAUGACGAGGAGAUACUGGGCAAGCGGGAGGGUGAACCUAUACAACCUAAAGAGCUAGGUUGUGCUACAUGUGAGAAGCGAGAUCUUAGGCACUUGGGCAAUUGGCAAGGUCGAAGGUGGGUGGGUCGGCAUGAGCUUGUGAGGAGACGAGGUGAUGGAGGGGGCUGUGAUAUGGGCAUGGCUAUUACAAGAGAAAAGAAGCUAGAGCUUGGGUGUUGUGAGAGAGAAAGAGCUGGAUGCCGCGAGGAAGAGGGUGUGGGAGAGGAAAGUGGAGAUGAAGGCUUUUGGUUGAUGAUGGAUAUAGGGGAUGAAGAUGAGUGCUUGUAG
Messenger RNA from Dovyalis caffra, 375 nucleotides. NCBI's taxonomy places the organism in Eukaryota, Viridiplantae, Streptophyta, Magnoliopsida, Malpighiales, Salicaceae. The record is from the annotation of a GenBank genome assembly.